Tarenaya hassleriana is the source of this 2230-nucleotide messenger RNA. RefSeq lists its product as uncharacterized. The transcript is spliced from 7 exons. Lineage: Eukaryota; Viridiplantae; Streptophyta; Magnoliopsida; Brassicales; Cleomaceae. The record is from RefSeq and is a predicted model, not a curated record. Gene Ontology annotation, molecular function: DNA binding. Bases 189 to 1991 code for a protein of 600 amino acids.
CGAAGACAGAACAAAACUAUCCUUCUGCCAAAAACCUCUAUGGUUGUGUGGCUUAUCCAUCUCUGUCUGUAUAAUAAUCUUCCGUUGGAUACUGUUUCCGACAUCGAUACGAGUUUUCCAGUUUCUUUCUUUUCUAUUCUGUUUUUGGUCUGAAUUUCCUCUCUCGCUCUGGGCUGAAUGUGCUCCUGAUGUCUUCUUUAGAUAUUGCAACUUUCCAGCCUUCCUUGCAAGCUAAUCUCGUUCGGUUAAGGGCUCAAACUAUCGUCAAUGCUAAAACAUUACCAAAUCCAUGGAAGCAAUUGCGGUUCUCUAAGCAUUUGGAAGGGCAUCUCCACGUCCAAAGAGGCAAACUCGUCAAUGCAGCAGUUGCCACACUUGAAACCAAAAGCCCUGUUCUGGAGAAAACAGACCAACGUGAUUCAUUGUCUUUAGCUUGUUCGUGUCCCUCGAGUAGUCGAAACGGAAGUGCUGUUGUUGAUGAAGAUGUGGAACAAGUGCAUGAGAGAGAAAGGUUGAGAAGGAUGAGGAUAUCAAAGGCAAAUAGGGGGAAUACCCCAUGGAACAAAGGCCGGAAACACAGUCCAGAAACCCUCCAGAAGAUCAGAGAAAGAACAAAGAUUGCAAUGCAGAAUCCACAGAUCAAGAUGAAACUGGCUAAUCUCGGGCAUGCACAGAGUGAGGAGACAAGAAUGAAAAUUGGGGAGGGAGUUCGGCUGAGAUGGGAGAGACGGAAAGAGAGGAAAAUGGUGCAGGAGAGAUGUCAUUACGAGUGGCAAAACUUGAUAGCAGAAGCCGCUAGAGUAGGACAUGCCAAUGAGGCAGAGCUUCAAUGGGAUUCUUACAAGGUCUUGGAUGAACAGCUUCAACAGGAAUGGCUCGAAACUGUAGAACAGAGGAAAGCCAUGCAAGAAGGGGGUAAAGGCAACAGGAGGGCGCCAAAGCCUUUCGAGCAAAGAAGGAAAAUUGCAGAAGCCAUAGCUGCUAAAUGGGCAGAUCCUGCUUACCGUGAACGUGUUUGCUCUGCCUUGUUGAAAUAUCACGGAACACCUGAUGGUACCGAGAAACGUAGGAGAAAACCGAGUGGCAAUGCAGAACCUAGAAAGAGGAGCCCUUCGAAGAAAAGUGCAGAAAAAACAGUGAGGAUUUCUUCAAGAAGUGAGCAAAGAAGCCAAAAUCAGCUGGUGAAACUUCGGAGACGUAAAACUUCUGUGUAUAAAGAUCCUUUGGCAAGUUCUAAACUGGAAAUGAUAAAGAGCAUCAGAGCAAAGAGAGCGGAAGAAGAAUCUAGGAAAAUCGAAGCCAUAAGACGGGCAAGGCUAUUGAUUGCAGAAGCUGAGAAGGCUGCAAAGGCACUUGAGGUUGCUGCAACAAAAAGCCCAGUUGCUCAAGCAUCAUUGUUAGAGAGUAGAAAGCUCAUAGCCGAGGCAACCCUUCUGAUUGAAUCUAUAGAUUCCACGGAGACAGCUUCUGAUGGAGAUGGGACAUUCUCGUCUGUGCUGCCGAGUCAGCCGACAAGUCUUGUGGAGUCAAACAUGGAAUCUGAGAACAGAGACACAAACGAACAGAAACAAGGAGACAUCAACGGAGCACAUAUGUUCCCAUUCAGCAUGAACAAAGACGGCUUCAGCAUCACAGUUAAUGGUAACCGAGGAAAUUUUCCAUUGAACUCUACGUCUAGUGAUUCACUGUCUUUCAGCUUAGAAGGUGCAGUCAGGCAAUCUGUUUCUGCUAAGCAGCCGGAAAAUGUCAAGACAGACAGAAUUAUCAAACUCGAAGCAAAUCUUCAGCCAAAUGGUACCAAAGUCCAUCUGUCAGAAGACUCAGAACCGGACAGAACAACUGAACUUCCACAGAAUCAUGUUCCAAAUGGUAACCAAGUCCGUGCCGAAGAGGAAAAGGUUAUGUCUUUGAGACCAGGAGCUAUAACCAAGAAGUGGGUUCGGGGAAGGCUGGUCGAAGUCGCGGAAGCAGAGCCUAACUCUUGUCUUUAGGACAUAAGAGGGUAUCCAUAAAAUUUCUAGAAUCAUUUAGAACUAAACUUUGCGGUUGAGCAUAUUGUCAGAUUCUACAUCUACGGUAGGCAUGUAUCGUGAAAUAGCUCCUAGUGAUUGAAAUUUUGGCAUACAGUUUCAUGCUCCAGCCGGCAUUUUUCAGUUAGAAAUGAGCCACUGUAUCUACAACAGUAACUUCAAUGUCUGAAAACUUUCAGGUUAGUAACUUCAUUCAGAUC